AUGAAAUUCUGGAAUGAAUAUAUUAAAUCGAUUACAUUAUCUCAUGAACAAUUAUUUCAAAUAGGUUUGGUAACAAGAAUUUCACCGUCAAAUCUUAUUUGUUUAUUACAACAACAAAAAGAAUACGAUUCUGAUAAAUCUGUAUCAUUUGUAUUGACAAAAGAUCAAUGGACAUCACUCGGGGAUGCAAUUGUUAAUUGGGCUUUAGAACAACAAAUGGAAAGAGCUUUGCAUUUUGCAAAUGAUAACAAAUGGGAUGAAUUUAAAAACGAAUCAUCACAUAUUCCCUAUUCAAAGUGGAUUCCAUCCGAAAACAUGUCUUGGUUAAUUUUGGAAUUAGAAAUGAAUAUCACAAUUCGAGAUAUUCAAAUACGAGUAGCCAAUCAUAUGAUAAAACCAAAUUUGACAACAAAUAAUUCAACAAUACAAAGUAUUGUCAUGCAAAUGAAUAUGGGCGAAGGAAAAACAUCUGUUAUUUUACCUAUGUUAUGUGUUAGUUUAUCUUCAUCUAAUUCAAGUUUAGUUCGUAUUAUUGUACUUAAAUUUUUAUUUCCAACAAAUCAUCAAUCAUUAAGAUAUAAAUUAGGUGGUUUAUUAAAUCGACAAGCAUUAGAUAACUGUGAUAUAGUACUAACUUCACCAGAAGAUAUUCUUUCAUUUGAUUUACUUACAAUUGAUCAAUGUCGACAAAAGGAAUUCAAUGUUGCUAGUUCUAUGUUAACAGUACAACGAUGGUUAAAAAAGUUUGUUCGUGAUAUUUUAGAUGAAUCUGAUGAAAUUUUACAUGUUAAAUAUCAAUUAGUUUAUACUGUUGGUGAUCAACAACAAUUAGACGGAUGUGCAGAACGAUGGAGAACUAUUCAAAUAAUUCUUGAUUUAGUGAAAAAACAUGCCGAAGAUAUUUCAAAAUGUUUCAAUGAGGACGUUUUUUAUGAACCAUCUAAACGAAAAAGUGCAUUUCCACAAUUUCGUUUGCAAUCACAUAAACCAUUUUCAUUCUUGUGUAGAAAAGUUGCAGAUGAUUGGAUUAAUUCUAGAAAUUAUCGUUAUGAAGAUAAACAAAGAAUUUUAGCGUUUAUUUCAGAAGAAACUUCAUCAGUUGAACAUCUUGAGAAACAUUUUCCACAAAAUGAUAUUCAAUUAUCUCUUAUUGUUCGUGGUUUAUUAUCAUCUGAAUUUUAUUAG
Rotaria sp. Silwood2 is the source of this 1185-nucleotide messenger RNA. The record is from the annotation of a GenBank genome assembly. NCBI's taxonomy places the organism in Eukaryota, Metazoa, Rotifera, Eurotatoria, Philodinida, Philodinidae.